AUGGGGUCCAUGGCAUAUGAUCCCGAGCCCCAGGUGGUCGAUCCGACACCGCUGUUCUCUCGCCGAGUGCAGCGCUGGGAGCCCGGAGCCAUCCGGAGUUUGCUGCCGCUUGAGUCCAUCCCGGGGAUGAUCUCUCUGGUGGCCGGCAAACCUAACCCUCAAACGUUUCCCUUCGCUAAGAUUUCUGUCACCCUCGAUGGCCCUGAGGAAAAGACCUUGGUGCUAGACCAGAAGGCCCUGAGCGAGGCCCUUCAAUAUGGUCUCCCAGCCGGUCAUCCGCCCCUGCUUAAGUGGUUUGAGGGCCUCCAACAAGCCGUCCACGGCGUCACAGGCGGUGACUGGAUGUGCUGUGUCGGUAACGGCAGCCAAGAGCUCAUUCAUAAGGCCUUCCAGGUUUUUACCGAUCCUGGAGACCCGGUGAUGUUGGAAACUCCCGCUUAUCCCGGUGUUUCUGCUUUCCUGCGCGCAGAUUGCCAUGAACUCGUGGAGGUCGGAUCUGGAGCCGACGGUAUCGACCCAUCUGACUUGGAGCGUGUGUUGUCCAACUGGCCAGAAGAUCGCCCCCGGCCCAAAGUUCUGUACACCGUUCCGACGGGGUCAAACCCAACGGGGCGGUCGUGUACCGAGGCCAAUAAGUCAAGAAUCCUGGAACUCGCCAAGCGCUUUGAUUUCAUGAUUUUUGAAGACGAUGCGUACUACUUCCUCAACUUUGAGGAGGACACGAGCAAGCGGGCCCGCAGCUACCUCUCGCUCGAGCAAGAAGUCAACGGCGAGACGGGGCGGGUGAUGCGGUUCGACUCGCUCAGCAAGAUUGUCAGCUCGGGCAUGCGCCUGGGCAUCCUUACCGGCCCCGUUCCGGCGGUGCAAAAAGUGGUGAAGAUCACGGAAAAUGUCAAUCUCCAGCCAUCGUCCACAACGCAGGUCUUGGCUUUCACGCUGUUCCAGCAUUGGGGGUACACGGGCUUUGUCCAACACUGCGCCAAGGCCGCCGAGUUCUACCGAGCCAAGCGUGACGCUUUUGCCGCAGCGGCAGAGCGCCAUCUCCGGGGUCGCGCUACCUGGGAGGUGCCGACAGCCGGCAUGUUCUUCUGGAUCAAGCUGCUGCUGCCGGCCGGCGCGGACAGCUUCGAGCUGUUGAGCAAAAAGGGGAUCGACAACCGCAUCUUGGCCAUUCCGGGCAUGGCAUUUUUGCCCAACCUGCGCAAGGCGACGCAACUGCGUGCGAGCUAUAGUCUCGUCAGCGAGCCUGACAUGGACGAGGCCUGCCGGCGCAUUGCCAAGCUAGUGGAUGACGCUUGGCGGGAUGAGUUUGUCAACAGCAAGAAGAGUGAGGCGCCUGUGUCUCAGUCGGCGGCUACUGCACAAAAGGUGUCGGCGUAA
Dichotomopilus funicola is the source of this 1380-nucleotide messenger RNA. Its product is annotated as aminotransferase. Gene Ontology annotation, molecular function: transaminase activity; pyridoxal phosphate binding. The transcript has 8 exons. The record is from RefSeq and is a predicted model, not a curated record. The coding region runs from base 1 to 1380 and encodes 459 amino acids. NCBI's taxonomy places the organism in Eukaryota, Fungi, Ascomycota, Sordariomycetes, Sordariales, Chaetomiaceae. Gene Ontology annotation, biological process: biosynthetic process.